CACAGCAUCACAGAAACAUACAACACACAGCAUCACAGAAACAUACAACACACAGCAUCACAGAAACAUACAACACACAGCACCACAACCAAAACAUCAAUCCAUCUCCAUCAGCAACAUGAGCCGCUGGCGACAUUUUGACUCUGACCGGGAACGUCUUCCCGACGACUUGGUCCGUAUCGGCUACGACUCUGAUACCCAGCAAUACACUUUCCAGGGCUCCGACGGAUCCAUCUGGGAAGGGCCUUCGGGCAGCUCCUACGGCAACCUCACUCGCAUCUCAGGGCCGACGACCACGGCUGGACCGUCGUCGUCUCGCAAUGGAGUCUCGGCAAACGAGGCCUCUGAAGGUGAAUAUUACUACGAGGUCUACGAGGAAGAGGAGGCUGACUACGAGUACGAGGACCAGGACAGCUACGGAAGACACCAUCACAACCAGCCGAUGUAUCGGUCCGAAGAACAUCAACAGCAAUACUACCGUCCCAACACGUCUGACAUGGCGAGACCAUCCCAGACACAACAGCAACAACGCCAACACUACCAAGGCCAGCCCAACUCGUCAGAGCACUGGCGGCCCGUCCCCAGAGAAAAUCUGACGCGGUCUGCAACCGAGUACUACCCCCGUCAAUCGGGCCGAAGUGGUGGUGACGUCCCCCCUCGUUCCUCCUCGUACAGGCACGAAAGACGCCAGGAACAGGGGCAGUCCCAGCAGCAGCAGCAGCAACGUCAUGAGGAAGCAAGACAGACGCGCCGCAGCCUCGACAACAACUUCAACAACGCCGCCGAGCGCUUGGCACAAGCUCGCCGAGAGUCCCGCCGUCUGCAGAUGGAGAGGGCCCGCGAGGGUGGUGCCGCCGGAGCGCUCCGUGCGCUAGUUGGCAGGGUGCGGCAGACCUUCGAUUCGAUCCAGUAUGAAAUGCGAGAGGGAGGGGCUGCGGGUAGGCAGCGACGUCCUUCCCAAAGACAGCAGGAGUCGGGUUCCCGGAAUCCAGACAGGCGACCUAACCAUUAUGGUAGGGAUCGGGGGCAGACCAUGUAAUGUAUUGACUUGGGCCUGGCAGGAAAGAACAAAGCCGGACAAAGCCGGAUAGAAGAAGCAGGACUUUUUGUAUCACGAACAGCAUGUAGGCGAACAAUGUCAUCUAGCGCGGUGGCAUCGUAGUAGAGAAAUGGAAUGGAAAUUGGAAACAUACAAUGAUACCAAUACU
Molecule: messenger RNA, 1208 nt
Organism: Sodiomyces alkalinus F11
Lineage: Eukaryota; Fungi; Ascomycota; Sordariomycetes; Glomerellales; Plectosphaerellaceae
Exons: 1
Coding region: 119-1039 (306 amino acids)
Source: RefSeq, a predicted model, not a curated record